AUGGACGCCAGAUGGAUGAACGGAAGUGCUGAGGUUGUCAAGACGCCGUUCGCCAGCAGAGCGACCAUCGUAGGGCUCUCCAGAUUAUUGGAGAAGGUGGGGGUAGUGCAAGCGGAAACGUCCGGACAGGGUGCGUCAAUAAUGGCCGAGGAAGGCUCAGGGGAGUGGAGCAGGAGUGGGAGCGGGAGUGGGAGCUGGUCUGAAGCGGGGUCUGAUGCCGGGGACUCGAGCGGGGCUCCGGGAGAAUGGCUGGGGGCUGAUGUUGCCGUCAAAGAGAAUGACGAUCAGGUGUCUAAGCUAGAGAUCUCUGCCGCUGAGGUCCUUGUUGCGUCGACUUUCCAACACGAGAACAUCGUCCGGCCAUUCGCGGUCUCUCUAAGUGGUCCUCGGUCUCUUCUAGCCUUCUUUCAUUACUACAACCAGGGCUCGCUGGAGUGA
Molecule: messenger RNA, 438 nt
Organism: Klebsormidium nitens
Lineage: Eukaryota; Viridiplantae; Streptophyta; Klebsormidiophyceae; Klebsormidiales; Klebsormidiaceae
Source: the annotation of a GenBank genome assembly